Vombatus ursinus (common wombat) is the source of this 6660-nucleotide messenger RNA. It is a transcript of the gene CACNA1I, whose product is annotated as calcium voltage-gated channel subunit alpha1 I. Gene Ontology annotation, molecular function: voltage-gated sodium channel activity; low voltage-gated calcium channel activity. The record is from RefSeq and is a predicted model, not a curated record. Gene Ontology annotation, cellular component: plasma membrane; voltage-gated calcium channel complex; neuron projection. Gene Ontology annotation, biological process: calcium ion transmembrane transport; calcium ion import; membrane depolarization during action potential. NCBI's taxonomy places the organism in Eukaryota, Metazoa, Chordata, Mammalia, Diprotodontia, Vombatidae.
AUGGCGGAGUGUGUUCUGCCGGCUGCUGCCUGGAAUCCUAGCCCCCUGCCCCCUGUGUCUUCAGCCCCGGAUCUUGCCUCGGAGUCUGGAGUCACGGAGCAGCAGCCCCAGCCACGGACACCACCCUCCUCACCGGCCCAGGAGCCAGGCCCCAGCAUUGACCCUGACAUCCCGCACCCGGACCUGGCCCCCGUGGUCUUUUUUUGUCUCCGGCAAACCACCAGCCCUCGAAACUGGUGCAUCAAGAUGGUGUGUAAUCCGUGGUUUGAGUGUGUCAGCAUGCUGGUGAUUCUUCUCAACUGUGUCACCCUGGGCAUGUACCAGCCAUGUGACGACAUGGACUGUCUGUCUGACCGCUGCAAGAUCCUGCAGGUAUUUGAUGACUUCAUCUUCAUCUUCUUUGCCAUGGAGAUGGUGCUGAAGAUGGUGGCCCUGGGGAUUUUCGGAAGGAAGUGUUACCUGGGGGACACCUGGAAUCGGCUGGAUUUCUUCAUUGUGAUGGCUGGGAUGGUAGAAUAUUCUCUGGACCUUCAGAACAUCAACCUGUCGGCCAUCCGCACAGUCAGAGUCCUGAGGCCCCUCAAAGCCAUCAAUCGAGUGCCCAGCAUGCGUAUCCUUGUGAACCUGCUGCUGGACACCCUGCCCAUGCUGGGCAACGUGCUGCUGUUGUGUUUCUUUGUCUUCUUCAUCUUUGGCAUCAUCGGCGUGCAGCUGUGGGCCGGCCUGCUUCGGAACCGCUGCUUCCUGGAGGAGAACUUCACCACACAAGGAGAUGUUGCCCUCCCCCCCUACUACCAGCCGGAGGAGGACGAUGAGAUGCCUUUCAUCUGCUCACUGUCGGGGGACAAUGGCAUCAUGGGCUGCCACGAGAUCCCCCCCCUCAAGGAGCAGGGCCGCGAGUGCUGCCUGAGCAAAGAUGACUUCGCCUACUACAGCGCGGCUCACCAGGACUUCAACGUCAGCGGCAUGUGCGUCAACUGGAACCGCUACUACAAUGUGUGCCGCACCGGCAGCGUCAACCCACACAAGGGCGCCAUCAACUUCGACAACAUCGGCUACGCCUGGAUUGUCAUCUUCCAGGUGAUCACCCUGGAAGGCUGGGUGGAAAUCAUGUACUACGUCAUGGACGCCCACUCCUUCUACAACUUCAUCUACUUCAUCCUGCUAAUUAUAGUGGGCUCCUUCUUCAUGAUCAACCUGUGCCUCGUUGUCAUAGCGACCCAGUUCUCCGAGACCAAGCAGAGAGAGCACCAGCUGAUGCAGGAGCAGCGCCGGCGGUACCUGUCCUCCAGCACCGUGGCCAGCUACGCAGAGCCUGGGGAUUGCUAUGAGGAGAUCUUCCAGUAUGUCUGCCACAUUCUGCGCAAGGCCAAGCGCCGAAGCCUGGGCCUUUACCAUGCCCUCCGCAGCCGCCACCAAGGCCAGGUGGAGCCUGGUGUGGGGGCCAAGCCUGAGGCGGGGAAUGUCAAGGAACAGAGACGGGACAGGCUGUGCCAGAAACAUGUUCCCCUGGAUUACCCACCCCAUACCCUUGUGCAGCCUAUCUCUGUGACGCAGAUCUCCGACCCUGGCAACUGCCCCCACUGCCGGCAAGAGAGAGAUCAACAUCUGUCCCUGGCAGAGAGCGAUGAUGACUUUGGGCCGGAGGAAGGCUCUGCCAACGAUAUAGAAGGGGAAGGUGGAGGGAGCAGUGAAGGAACCCUGGACCUGGAGAAGGAGGAAGAGGAGGGAGAGAAAGGCAGUGGGGCAGCCAGGCUGUGUGGGGAUGUAUGGCGGGAGGUGAGGGCCAAGCUGAGGGGCAUCGUGGACAGCAAGUACUUUAGCCGAGGCAUCAUGAUUGCCAUCCUGGUGAACACGGUCAGCAUGGGCAUCGAACACCACGAACAGCCCGAGGAGCUGACCAACAUCUUGGAGAUCAGUAACGUGGUGUUCACCAGCAUGUUUGCCCUGGAAAUGAUCCUGAAGCUGGUGGCCUUUGGCCUCUUCGAUUACCUGCGGAACCCUUACAACAUCUUUGACAGUAUCAUCGUCAUCAUCAGUAUCUGGGAGAUCAUUGGCCAGGCGGACGGGGGCCUCUCUGUGCUGCGGACGUUCCGCCUGCUGCGCGUGUUGAAGCUGGUCCGCUUCAUGCCAGCCCUGCGCCGCCAGCUGGUGGUUUUGAUGAAGACCAUGGACAACGUGGCCACCUUCUGCAUGCUGCUCAUGCUCUUCAUCUUCAUCUUCAGCAUCCUAGGGAUGCACAUUUUUGGCUGCAAAUUCAGCCUCAGGACUGACAGCGGAGACACGGUGCCCGACCGGAAGAACUUUGAUUCGCUCCUCUGGGCCAUUGUCACAGUGUUCCAGAUCCUGACGCAGGAGGAUUGGAACAUGGUGCUCUACAAUGGCAUGGCCUCCACUUCUCCCUGGGCCUCCCUCUACUUUGUGGCUCUCAUGACCUUCGGAAACUACGUGCUCUUCAACCUGUUGGUGGCCAUCCUGGUGGAGGGCUUCCAGGCGGAGGGAGAUGCGAACCGCUCCUACUCAGAUGAGGACCAGAGCUCGUCCAACUUGGAGGAGUAUGACAAGUUCCGGGAGGGUCACGAAGGUCAUUUUGAUGUCAAGCUCUGCCCCAUCCCUAUGACCCCCAAUGGGCACCUGGACCCCAGCCUUCCACUGCCUGGCCCCCUGGCCACAACGGGGGGCAUGCCCCCUGGCCCUUGCCACUCCCUGCAGCCUGACCAGGUGCUCAUCGCGCUGGACUCCCGAAAGAGCAGCGUGAUGUCUCUGGGGAGAAUGAGCUAUGACCAGCGAUCUCUGUCUAGCACCCGCAGCUCCUACUAUGGGGCCUGGGGCCAUAGUGGAGCCUGGGCCAGCCGCAGGUCCAGCUGGAACAGCCUGGCCCGGGGCCAUAGCCUGAAGCACCGGGCCCCCUCCGCAGAGCACGAGACGCUCCUCUCAGGGGAGAGGGGCCGGUCAGCAGAGGCGGAGCGGGAUGAGGGCGCCCUUCGCGGCCCGCCCCAUCACCUACCGCCUCAUCCCCAUCACCAUCACCACCACCUCCACCACCCCCACCACUACCGGCACCGUCGGACGCUCUCCCUCGAUACCAAGGACUCCUUGGACCUGGCAGAGCCACCGCUGGCCCCUCACACUCAUCUGAGGCCCCCCCGGAAGGCGGGCACAGGCCUGGGCACCGGGGAGCACCGGGACUGCAAUGGCAAGAUGCCCAACAUUGCCAAAGAUGUUUUCACCAAGAUGGAUAACCGGAAGGACCACGCGGAGGACGAGGAAGAGAUUGACUACAGCCUGUGUUUCCGAAUCCGGAAGAUGAUUGAUGUUUACAAGCCUGACUGGUGUGAGAUCAGGGACGACUGGUCUGUCUACCUCUUCUCUCCUGAGAACAGGUUCCGGGUCCUCUGCCAAACCAUUAUCACCCACAAGCUCUUUGACUAUGUUGUCCUGGCUUUUAUCUUCCUCAACUGUAUCACCAUCGCCUUGGAGAGACCCCAGAUAGAGGCCGGCAGCACUGAGCGGAUAUUCCUCACUGUGUCCAACUACAUCUUCACCGCCAUCUUUGUUGGAGAGAUGACACUAAAGGUGGUCUCCCUGGGCCUGUAUUUUGGGGAGCAGGCCUACCUCCGGAGCAGCUGGAACAUCUUAGAUGGUUUCCUGGUCUUCGUGUCCCUCGUUGACAUCGUGGUCUCUGUGGCCUCUGCAGGAGGAGCCACCAUCCUUGGGGUCCUCCGGGUCCUCCGCCUCCUCCGGACCCUUCGCCCGCUCAGGGUCAUCAGCCGUGCCCCAGGGCUGAAGCUCGUGGUGGAGACGCUGAUCUCAUCCCUCAAACCCAUUGGAAACAUUGUCCUCAUCUGCUGCGCCUUCUUCAUCAUCUUCGGCAUCCUGGGAGUGCAGCUCUUCAAGGGGAAGUUUUACCAUUGCCUCGGGGUUGACAUACGGAACAUCACCAACCGCUCUGACUGCGUGGCCGCCAACUACCGCUGGGUGCACCACAAGUACAACUUUGACAACCUGGGCCAGGCCUUGAUGUCCCUCUUCGUCUUGGCCUCCAAAGAUGGCUGGGUCAACAUCAUGUACAACGGGCUGGAUGCGGUGGCUGUUGACCAGCAGCCUGUAACCAAUCACAAUCCCUGGAUGUUGUUGUAUUUCAUCUCCUUCCUGCUCAUUGUCAGCUUCUUUGUCCUGAACAUGUUUGUGGGGGUGGUGGUGGAGAACUUCCACAAGUGCCGGCAGCACCAGGAGGCAGAGGAGGCACGUCGGCGGGAGGAGAAGCGACUCCGGCGGCUGGAGAAGAAGCGAAGGAAAGCCCAGCGGCUCCCAUAUUAUGCUACCUACUGCCCUACCCGACUCCUUAUUCAUUCUGUCUGUACCAGUCACUACCUGGAUAUCUUCAUCACCUUCAUCAUCUGCCUCAAUGUCGUGACCAUGUCCCUGGAACACUACAACCAGCCCGUGUCCUUGGAGAUUGCUCUCAAAUACUGCAACUACAUGUUCACCACAGUCUUUGUGCUGGAAGCCAUGUUGAAGCUAGUAGCAUUUGGACUGAGACGUUUCUUCAAAGACAGGUGGAACCAGCUGGACCUGGCCAUUGUCCUCCUCUCAGUCAUGGGCAUCACCCUGGAGGAGAUUGAGAUCAACGCCGCCCUGCCCAUCAAUCCCACCAUCAUCCGCAUCAUGAGGGUGCUGCGUAUUGCCCGAGUGCUGAAGCUGCUGAAGAUGGCCACUGGGAUGCGAGCCCUGCUGGACACAGUGGUGCAGGCCCUCCCCCAGGUGGGGAACCUGGGCCUUCUCUUCGUGCUUCUCUUUUUCAUCUAUGCCGCUCUGGGCGUGGAGCUCUUCGGGAAGCUGGUGUGCAGCGAUGAGCACCCCUGUGAGGGUAUGAGCCGCCAUGCCACCUUUGAGAACUUUGGCAUGGCCUUCCUCACGCUCUUCCAGGUCUCUACUGGGGACAACUGGAAUGGGAUCAUGAAGGACACGCUGCGGGACUGCACCCACGACGAGCGCAGCUGUCUCAGCAACCUCCAGUUCAUCUCGCCGCUGUACUUCGUCAGCUUCGUGCUCACCGCCCAGUUCGUCCUCAUCAACGUGGUGGUGGCCGUGCUGAUGAAGCACCUGGACGACAGCAACAAGGAGGCGCAGGAGGAUGCGGAGAUGGACGCCGAGAUCGAGCUGGAGAUGGCCCACGGCCUCUGCCCGCGGAGCUCGGGCUCCCCGGGCUCCGGCAAAGGCGGAGGCUGUGCGGCCGGCGCGGGGCCUCCCGCCGAGCCCGAGGCGCGCCGCUGCUUGCGCUGUUACUCCCCGGCCCAGGAGAACUUGUGGCUGGACAGUGUCUCUUUAAUUAUUAAGGACUCCUUCGAAGGAGAGCUAAUGAUGAUCGAUAACCUGUCCGGCUCCGUCUUCCACCAUUAUUCCUCCCCGGCUGUGUGCGAGAGGUGUGAUCAUGACCAGCAAGAGGUUCAGCUGGCUGAGGUGGAGGCCUUCUCCCUGAACUCAGACAAGUCCUCGUCAAUCCUACUGGGGGAUGAUGUGAGCCUGGAGGAUCCCCCGGCAUGCCCUGUGGCCUCCAACGAGGUCAAGGGAGAGUCAGAGACUCCUGACCCCAUCGAGAUCGGGGACUCGGGAGAAUGCUUCUUCCCGUUGUCCAACAUGGCCGUUUCAGAGGCCCCAGAGAGCUACCUGUGUGAGAUGGAGAAGGACCCCUUCAAUCCUGUCCAGUCCUGGCUGAAACACGAGAGUGGUCAGGUUCCGGCCAGUCCUUUCUCACCUGAUGCUGCCAGCCCUCUCUUGCCCAUGCCUGCAGAGUUCUUUCAUCCAGCUGUGGCCAGCAGCCAGAAGGCCGAGGAGAAGGCCGCCUGCAAGGAGACCCUGCCCAAGAUCUCCCUGCAGGGCUCCUGGGCAUCCUUACGAUCUCCAAGCGUCAACUGCACCCUCCUCCGACAGACCACAGAGAGCGACACCUCCCUGGACAACAGCCGGAGCAGCGGCUCGGUGGGCAGCCUUCAGACCACGCUGGACGACAGCCUGAAUCUCAGCGACUCCCCCCAGUGCACCCUGGACCUCCCCUCCGCCCUGUGCCCCAGGCUGCCCGGUCCCCACGCCGGGGCCUCCCACAGAACUGUGGUGGCAGCUGCCCUGUCCCCGGCCUCUCGGCGCCGGAGCCUGCGAGGCCGCGGCCUCUUCAGCCUGCGGACCCUGCGAGGCCACCAGCGCAGUCACAGCAGCGGGGGCAGCACCAGCCCCGGCUGCACCCACCACGACUCCAUGGACCCCUCUGACGAGGAGGGGGUGGGCAGCAGCCUCCAGGGUGGAGGCACCAACAGUAGUGAGCAAUCGGAGACCCUCAGCAGCCUCUCCCUCACGUCCCUCUUCUCCCCCGCCCUCCCAGCCCCAGGCCUCCGGCUGGCUAAGAGGUGUAGCAGCACCAGCAGCCUGUCUACAGUAGGCCCCCUGUCCUCCACCAAGGGACCCUUGCCUCCCCUGGGGACUGAGGGCAUGCAGCCCUACUCGGUCGACCCCAGGGGCUUCCUGUCUGCACCCUCCUGGGGGACAGACUUCUGCAAGGACCGCCGCUCAGCCAGCGAGGAGACCCAGGGGCCAGAUGGCCACGCACGCAAGCAGCCUCCCCAGAUGGAGCUUGGGGCAGGGGUAGCCAAGAGGAGCAGAUGA